Lacerta agilis (Sand lizard) is the source of this 2717-nucleotide messenger RNA. RefSeq names its product chromosome 9 C4orf19 homolog (gene PGCKA1). The record is from RefSeq and is a predicted model, not a curated record. The coding region runs from base 364 to 1302 and encodes 312 amino acids. Lineage: Eukaryota; Metazoa; Chordata; Lepidosauria; Squamata; Lacertidae. The transcript is spliced from 4 exons.
UGAAGUUUGGCAGGUUUUCUAGCUUGCAGGUAAAGGGUUACGGAGUCUAGGAAGUAUUAAAUGCAAACUUUAAAGGGUUUUAUUUCCAUCUGCCGUCACAUGACUCCUGGGUGCCCAAUGACACUCGCGACAGUGUCUCUCAUUAGGAGGUCACGCAAACUCCCGCCUGCUAAAGGACGCAUUUGUUACAUAUUUAGCAUUCAAAUGCAGGAGCCGGGCUUAAGCUAUGGGAGAUCCUAAUCAGCAGCCAGCUUCGUUUCCCCAACAGCACAGAAGCUGCAGAUGGCUCUGCUCAGCCAGAAGUUAAAAUCAUGGUUCUUCAACUCUCACUGAUUUAUUGAUAAUUAACAAAGAAGAAUCCAGAUGGGGUGCAGGUGCUGUAAAAUGAUACAAAGCUACAUCUUUGAACCCCAAGACGUGCCAACAUCCGGGUACAUCAAUGAAAUAAACAACUACAAGUCCGAUGAGCAAGACGGAGGGAAAUUCAAAUGCAAGCAGAACAACGACAUCCAAGUACACAAAAACGAGCUGCAGACCGGAGAAUUACAAACAGCGGCAAACAGGCACAAAUUAAACAACAAUAAAGACGCCAUUCUGAACCACAGAAGCAGCGCUCCUCGUGAGGAAGGACUUGGGAAUCUUGCCGAAAAGUGCCGUUUGAAUGCAAAUGGGAUCCAUUCCCAUUCUGGUGUGAACCUUCAUCCCAACCCCAGCACAAACCGAAACAGAGAGAUCAGCACGCACGCCUGCUCUGCUCAGCGAGCCGAUUAUUCAGUCCAAGGGGGGUUGCCUCAGCCAAGCACAUGCAAUAUCCAUGAGAUUCUGGAAACUGAAGAUCUCGCAAAGGUAUCUUCAGAAAAAGGAAGUGCCCUAUAUGGGGGAUCUCAGAGCACUCCAGGCAAUGACACGCACCUGCCUGGACCAACUGAUCCCCCAAAUGGCGGCUAUGCUGGAAAACAGAGAGCUGCUGGAAAUGAGAGUCCAUCAAAUAACCACACAGAGAGAAAACACACCACGUUAAGCAGUCAGCAGGACAUGCCAUUAGGUGAAUCUAAAAGCUGGGAUUCAACAGACAGAGCCUGUAGGACAGGCCCGCCAAAUGUGUGUUUCAAGGACAAUGCAUCCGACGGCGUCCCGUCUCCAAGGAGCAAGGCGGAUGCGGUGCGAGAAGCUAGAUCUGAUUGCCAUAAUGACAUUAAUGGAGAACUGGAGGAGGAGGUUGAUGCCGAAGUAGCAGAGGCUCUCGCAGCCCUGGAGGCUGCCACGGCAGGAGAAGAUUUUGAGGAGGAAGAGGACUAUUAGGUGACAGCCAAGACGGCAGUAAUAAGCCUCGGUUCUGGGGCUGCGUGAAAUGCCGCGUUUCCGAGGCCUUGCCACCGCGGGUGUAAGCCUUUGCCCAGGACUCCCACAAAUAGCAGAGGGGGAUAUAUCACUAGGCCAGGUGAGCUAACAAGAGCAGACCAUUCACAUCAGCCGGUCUAAUGCUUACGUACCAGCCCACCUGCACCAUGAGGUACCUGCUACUGCCAGCCAAAGCAGUCUCUCUUGUUUGCCAACAUGACCACUCUUGACUGCUAUGAAUGCUGCCAAUAAUAGUUAUCAAAUAUGUCCCACUCUAGGGAGAAUAUUGCCCUCUGGGUCAGGUUUGCUUCCAACUGGAGGAAAAAGGAGGAAAUAUUUGGUUAGGGAAAGCCCCAACCUUCCCUUUAUUCCAGUCGCCAAGGAGUAAUAUUGAUCUCUCAAAGAAGUCAGUAUGUUGAAGGUUUGUCCUAUACAGGACUUUUCUUGGUCUACCAGGGCUUACACGGCAGGCUGUGCAAAGUGUCUCAAAGCAAACCUGCAAAGUGGCAGUUUUAAAGAGGGCUCACUCAAAACUGCUGCUCUCUGUGAGAUUUUUCAGCAGCGCCGAGCAUGCCUCGCCUUUUUGACAUUCUUCUCGCGCUCCAGGUGAAAAUGUUUGUUUGCUUGUUUACGAGGACUCGAGUGACAUCACCAGACAGCCAAACCUAAUUGAACGCGCCGAUUUAUGGUGUCUUCACACUCUCUGCUCAGCCACUAAUGAUUAACUCACGAAAGCUGGAAGCAGCCGCAACCAGGGUGCCCAAAGGCAUCGGGUAUAUAAAUGGAUAUUUGCACGGUCUAAGGCUGCCUCCACAUGAUAGUUUAUUCCACUGCCCUGACAUUUCCCUACAGAACCAAUAGAAUAUGGUGCAUGUUUAGUGCCCAUUUCUGUGUUACUUGGUUCCAGAAAAAAAAAUGUGUUUGAGGCCCCUUAACGUGGAAAAUUGCAAGGGUAAAGUGACAAAACUUGGGCUGGUGUGAUGGCAUACAGUUGUUUCCAGCUGUUGUCAAAGAGGCAUCAUGGGGGAACCGAAGCACACGUGUGGAAUGGCUGAGGCAGUAGUGACAUUGUCCAACAAUAGUCGUUGUUGUGCCACAGUAUGUUCACUGGUGUGAAUGAAAUUUAGCGUGACAGUUGAAGAGCCACAGUUCCAUAACGUAGCAGGUACUGCAGCGUGAAAGGAACAUUCGAAAAUGGGACACAAGUGCUGGCAUUAUAAUCAGGAAAACUAAUACAAUAUUCCCCACAUCCGAAUGCACGCAAAGCAUGCUUUGGGGAAACUUCUGCCACAGUGAAAUAGUAGGUGCUUGGCUGAUUGCCGCACAAAAAUCAGGGCUGGAGACAUUUAGCUGGAGACAUCUAGUGCCAUGUAUUU